This is a messenger RNA of Chenopodium quinoa (quinoa), 3003 nucleotides long. RefSeq names its product ankyrin-3-like. The record is from RefSeq and is a predicted model, not a curated record. NCBI's taxonomy places the organism in Eukaryota, Viridiplantae, Streptophyta, Magnoliopsida, Caryophyllales, Amaranthaceae. The transcript has 5 exons. The coding region runs from base 32 to 2140 and encodes 702 amino acids. Gene Ontology annotation, molecular function: protein binding.
AACUAUAUUUAACUCCUUUACUGACAAAUGGAUGGAUAAGGAGUUGUAUGAAGCAGCUGCAGGGACAGGAGAUGUGACAAUCUUCGAUAGAAAGGAUACAACUGGAACAAACGAUGUAGAUGGUACCGAAAUUAAGUAUAAUAAAGGCUACUUUGUGUCUCGAACACCAAAUGGAAGCACCAUCCUUCAUCUAGCCACCCAAAAUGGUCAUUCUGCAUUUAUCAAGGAAACUCUCAAGCAUUUUCCCACUCUUGUUCUCUCAAGAGACUUCAAUGGCGAUACCGUUAUCCAUAUUGCUGCUCGGCUCAAGAACCCUGCAGCUGUAGACAUGGUUCGUUGUUUUGAUGAGUGCUGUCGCAAACUUAAGGAAAUAAAAUUGGAGGGUGUUGUUAGUCUCCUGCCACCAUGGGUAACCAAAAAUUCCAAAGGCGAUACUGCUAUGCAUAAAGCAGUGCGUGUUAGCAAUCAUAAUGUUGCUGAAGUGUUGUCCAAAAUAUGUCCUGCCCUCUCUGAAAUGACAAAUGAUGCUGGAGAAACACCACUACAUAUAUAUGCAAGAUAUGCUACAUAUACUGUUGAAGAUAAACUAGAUAUAUUCGUCUGUAGGCUGAUGUGGCGUACUUCUCCUGCCUAUACAAAGGAUGUGGAUGGUUUCACCCCAAUUAUGAGAGCAGCUCAGUCUGGCCGAAUUCGAGUUGCUCUAUAUAUACUUCAAGCCUUCCCUCAAUCAAUGGAAAUUCGCGAUUUCAAGGGAAGAAAUUUUCUACAUUACCUCAACAUUAAGCAUCUUGAGCUUGUUGAUGGCUCUGAGGACCCAUCUUAUCUGUGUGAAAAUUUCUUUGAAACCUUUCCUGCAAUCGAUAGCCUGAGAACUGCUCAAGAUGAAGAUGGAAAUACACCCUUGCAUUUCGCUAUUAUAACUGGCAACUUGUUGGCUGCAAAACUCUUGAUGCAAAGAUGUCUUCAAUCUGAAGAAAGGGCGGAACUAACAAUCACCAACAAUGAUGGUUGCUCAAUUUUCGAAUUACUUGCAUCACAACCAAGUGACAUAGAAGAGAUGUCAAUUUUAAACCAGAAGCAUUUAAAAGAAAUAAUCCUUGCGAAAAAAUUUAUGGACAGAGAGCUAUACAUAGCUGCAAUGCAGGGGGAUGUGACGCUGUUCAACAACAUUGAGGAUAAGUCCUAUUUCCUCACUCAAACACCCGAUGGAAGCAAUAUAGUUCAUAUAGCUCUCAGACCAGGGAAAGACGAUACAUCAGCAUUUGUUGAGGAAGCUUUAACCCGCAUCCCAACUCUCAUCUAUAAAACUGACAACAAUGGGGAUACACCAUUUCAUCUAGCAGCAAAGUGGCAUAGCCCUGCUUCGGUAAAAUUAUUGGAAAACCUACCAAAGUAUCAUCAAAAUGCUAUAAAAGAGAACAGUCAGAGUGUUUAUAUUCCUCCUUGGAAGAUUAAAAAUUCCAAGGGUAAUAUGCCUAUACAUGAAGCAUUGUGUACCAACAAUAUGUAUGCUGCUAUAUUAUUGAUCUGUCAAGAUCCUGAGGGAGGUUCAUAUGUUAAUGAUGCCGGAGAGACCCCUCUUCAUACGUUUGCUAGGUGUAGCAAAUGCUCAAUUCAGGAUAUGGUGAAUUUCACGGAAAAUCUGAUCCCGGAGAGCAUUUCUACAGUAUAUAUGCGCGACAACAAGGGUCUCACACCUCUAUUAAGGGCUGCAGAGUCUGGUAGGAUCAAGGCUGCUCAGUUUAUACUGGAACACUGUCCUCAAUCAGCACAACUCUGCGAUCCAAGUGGCAGAACCUUUCUACAUCUCUUGCGCUUUCAUAAAGAGUUUCCUGAGUCUGCUUUAAGUGAUGCGGGUCUUUUCAAAUUUUUUAGUGACCAACUGUUUAAAUAUCCAGAAGUAGACGCCCAAAGAACAGUACAAGAUUGUGAUGGCAAUACGCCUUUGCACUAUGCCUUAAAGACUGGAAACUCUAUUGCAGCAGAACUGUUAAAAUUAAGAUGUUUCGAAACAGAAGAAAGGCCGGAAUUAGCACUUAUAAACAAUGAGAAUGAGGGCCUCAUAGAGCUUCUUGCAGAAUCCUAUAAAACUUCUGAUCAGCAGCCUGGCAAGCUCCCUCGCAAGGAUAGUGAAGAGUGAAGACGGCUAUCCUGUGCUCCUAACAAUCCGUGUUUCGGAAUAUUCUCAUGUCUUGAUAUCUUUAAAAUGUGCGGCUCUAGAUGCGUACUCUGUACCAGUGUAAUUUUAUUUACUUGUUAGACUUCAAUUCAUUUUCUCAACAAAGUUGUAAGAAACUAAGAAUGAUGUCCAAUGUAUUUAAGCAUUUUGUUUUAGAUCAAUGAUAUUUUUUACUUGUUAUAUUUGACCAAAUUCAAAAAUUAACAAUACAGAGUAUAAAAUGAAAUUGGGCUUUUCCUCAAAAAAAAAAUGAAUUUGGGCUUUUGGAAAUAUUGGGCCCAGUUUUUUACUCUAGAAGAUAAGCAUAAGCACGUUAAUUUUGGGCAACCCAAAACAUAUUCCCCAUUUUUAAUUGAAUUUUGCUAGUAAGUAAUUCAUCAAUUUUGCUUGUCAUCAAUUCAUCACUACUCCGUAUUAGAUUUGGGUAUUCGAACAACAUACCCAAAGUUGGUGACCUGAAUUUGACCAAAAUUGAGAAAAAUUGCUCUAUUUUUCCAAACAAAGCAAUUUAGCAAUCAACACCAAAAAGGGCCCCAGCCUGAAUUGACUCAAACCUAACGAUCAAUUUGCCUCCUUUAUAGCUCUAUCCAAAGUUGUGGACAUCCACUCGUUAAAACUUGAAAUAAUUCAUAAACUUGCAAAAAAAAAAAACACACACACAAAAUCAAUAAGAACACGGAUAUACUGUACUUUGUAGAUAAUUCUUUCAAAUUCUUUUGAUUAAGGUUACCUGGGACACUUUUAAUAAGCAAAAAUACAAUAUAGAUACAAUUUUUUUUUCUAAGACGUGAAAAAAUAAAAUUACAUACACCAAAAAAAAAAAA